Malus domestica (apple) is the source of this 2773-nucleotide messenger RNA. The record is from RefSeq and is a predicted model, not a curated record. NCBI's taxonomy places the organism in Eukaryota, Viridiplantae, Streptophyta, Magnoliopsida, Rosales, Rosaceae.
AAAAAAUGAUGCCUUCCGAGAAAAUAAUGUUUUGUUAAAAAAAAAAAAAAAAGCAAGAGACAACCUUUGAGAAAAGAUAACUAUUUUGUGUUCAUCACUUCGAACUAGUCCCCUCAUUUUACGGCAGAACUGGAGGAGGCAACUUUCUUUUUAGUUUUCUCUCGCAUCCGAAACUACCCUUGUUCCGAAACAAAACUAACAAAUGCUCAUUGCGAGGAUUAGGGGUAUUCCUGUAAUGAUGACUGGCUAGCAGUGCUUACAAUGAUGGAUCAUGAGCACGAUUAGAAACCUGUGGGACUUGUUAGUUGGUACGUGAUUUGAUUUUUAGUUACGAGCGAUAUUACUACUAUAAGCUACACUAAAGGGGAGAGGAGGAGGGCUUGAACCGGAAACUGUUUGAAGGCAAUUGGUACAAGAUUUAGCUUUUAGUUACGAGUGAUAUUACUACUAUAAGCUACGCUAAAGGAGAGGAGGAGGGUUUGAACCCGAAACUCCGGACGUAGCGGUUUGAAGCAGUCCACCACUUGCAACUUGGUCUUGGUGGGUCGAGGGCAUUCAAGUAGCGAAGCAUAAAUCAGUUCCGUCUCGUUCGCAACUUUUGCUGCUAGAAAAGGCAGUUGCAUUAUGCAGACCCCUAAAGCAAGAAGUGGCUCCUCUGAAGUGCCUCAAAGGGUUUCUCCUCCUCAAAAGGUGUCUCCUUCCCAAAAGGUCUCCCCUCGAGUUGCUCGCCAACUCAGGCCAACUGCAUUGGAGACUACUGACUCUGCAUCUACUUCAAGUCAAGCUAAAAGAGCAACUAAAGAUAGAAGCCCAAAAGUCACUGAGCGUCGGUCACCCAGAAGUCCAGUGUUUGAGAAGAAGGGCCCAAGUAGAAUAUCCGAGUUGCAAUCUCAGAUUUCUCAGCUCCAAGAGGAUCUGAAGAAAGCAAAGAACGAGCUGCAAUCUUCUGAAUCAUGCAAGAAGCAAGCUCAGCAAGAUGCCGAGGAGUCCAAGAAGCAAGUACUGGCCUUGUCCUCAAAGCUCGAAGAAUCCCAGCUGCUGCUUCCUGAGCUUUCUAUUUCUGAGGAAGCUCGUGUUAUCAAGCUCCACAAGAUUUCACAAGAAAGAGACCAAGCGUGGCAGUCCGAGCUUGAGACUGUGCAGAAGCAGCACUCAGUUGACUCAGCUGCCUUGGCAUCUGCUGUUGAUGAGAUUGAGAGGCUUAAGGCGCAGCUUGAAGUGGUGGCUGCAUCUGAGGCUGAUCAGAUAAAGCAUGCAGAAUCAUCAAAUGCUCAGCUUCAAAUCUUGAAAGAAAACUUGGCUGAAACACUUUCUCUUGUGGAGAACAUGAAAACACAAUUAAAGGACUCUAAGGAAUCCGAGGCUCAAGCACAAGCAAUGGUUAGUGAAACCCUACUGCAGCUGGAGUCCGCGAGAACAACAAUGGAGGCACUCAGGUUAGAUGGCACGAAAUCGACAGAAGCUUACAAGUCCAUUGCUUCAGAGUUAGAUCAGUCAAAGGCACGUGUAAAUUUACUAGAAGAACUUGUUGGCAAACUCAAGGCUGACCUGAUUAAUGCAAGCAGCAACGUUUCACAAAAUCAGGCUGGUAAAAAUGAGCUUCAGCAAAAAUUUGAAGAAAAGCAAGAGACUAUGGAGCCAAACCAGACUGAGGCAGAACUUCAAGACUUGAAGUCCGAAGUGGCACGGCUAAGAUCUAGUCUUGAAACUGCUGAGACCAAAUACCAUGAAGAACAAAUUCAGAGCACCGUGCAGCUAAGAAGUGCUCAUGAACUGGUGGAGCAGAUAAAAUCUGCAUCUAGUCAGAGAGAGGGGGAACUGGAAGCAUUAUUGACGAAAACCAAGGCUGAAGUUGAAGAGUUGAAGGCCCACCUGAUGGACAAGGAAACUGAAUUACAAGGCAUUACAGAGGAGAAUGAGGGGCUCAAUUCGAAGCUUGAAAAGAGCCUGUCAUGCCAGAGAGAGUAUGAACUGGAAAAGGAAUUGAAAGAACUAAAAGGGCAUGUUACGGAUUUAAAGGCUUAUUUGAUGGACAAGGAAACGGAACUGCAGAGUAUUUCAGAAGAGAAUGAAACGCUGAGGUUGGAAAUCAACAAAAGCCAAAGUAAAGCUAACGAUGAGGUAGAGGCAGAAGUAGAGGCUGCAAAGUGUGCAGAGCGAGAGGCUCUCGUGAAGCUUGGCAUUGUGAUGGAAGAGGCAGACAAGAGCAGCAAGAAGGUAGCAAGAGUGGCGGAACAGCUGGAGGCAGCACAGGCAGCCAAUGCAGAAAUGGAGGCGGAACUAAGAAGGUUAAAGGUGCAGUCCAACCAGUGGAGGAAGGCAGCGGAGGCAGCUGCAACCAUGCUUUCAUCAGGAAAUAACGGCAAGCUGAUGGAGAGAACUGGAUCACUGGACAGCAGCUAUAAUCAUGUCACCAGGAAGUUUGGCUCGCCUGACUCUGAAGAUAUGGAUGAUGAUUUACUGAAGAAGAAAAAUGGGAACAUGCUGAAGAAGAUUGGGGUCUUUUGGAAAAAGCCACAGAAAUAAAAAUCCUCCUGGGCAGAAAUAUGGUUUUCGGGGUAUGGCUAAUCUGGUUUGUUUAAUUGGCAAUCUUCUUAGCUUCCAAUACUGGUGCAGUGGCUGCAUGGUUUAGGACAAGAUUUACUGUUAUGUGAGACAUGAGUGAUGGAAGGUAUAUCUGUAUGUAUUGGUUAAGUUCAAGAUUUACUGUUAUGUGAGACAACAUUUACUUGGUAAAAUAUGUGGGUUAGUUGUUGACCUGCUCUUUUCUAUC